Molecule: messenger RNA, 382 nt
Organism: Rattus rattus (black rat)
Lineage: Eukaryota; Metazoa; Chordata; Mammalia; Rodentia; Muridae
Product: calponin-3-like
Exons: 1
Coding region: 21-317 (98 amino acids)
Biological process (GO): actomyosin structure organization
Molecular function (GO): actin binding
Source: RefSeq, a predicted model, not a curated record
CUGGGGCGAAGGACAGGAUCAUGGAGCUGAUAAACAAGCUACAGCCAGGCUCUGUGAGGAAAGUCAACGAGUCCUCACUAAACUCGUCGCAGUUGGAGGAUAUCGGCAACUUCAUUAAAGCCAUCCAGGCUUACGGUCUGAAGUCCCGUGAUAUAUUUGAAGCAAACGACCUUUUUGAGAAUGGCAACAUGACCCAUGUUCAGACUACGCUGGUAGCUCUUCCAGGUCUGGCAAAAAUAAAAGGAUUCCAUACAACCACUGACAUUGUCGUUAAGUAUAUAGAAAAACAAACAAUACGUUUUGAUGAAGAUAUAUGAAAGGCCGACCAAAGUGUAACUGGUUUACGGAUGGGAACCAACAAAUGUGCCAGCCCGGUGGCUAU